This is a messenger RNA of Lobosporangium transversale, 442 nucleotides long. RefSeq lists its product as hypothetical. Bases 1 to 372 code for a protein of 123 amino acids. Lineage: Eukaryota; Fungi; Mortierellomycota; Mortierellomycetes; Mortierellales; Mortierellaceae. The record is from RefSeq and is a predicted model, not a curated record. The transcript has 3 exons.
AUGGACAAGCUCAAGGAAAAAUUCGCCACCGUCCGCGCUGAGGCUGAUGCCGCCAUCGUCCGUGCUGAGGAAGCCGAGCGUUUGAACACUUCCCUCAAGGAUGAGCUCGCUGCUAAGGAUCAGGAGGCUAUCUCUCUCAACAACCGCAUCCAACUCCUCGAGGCUCAGUUGGAGAAGGCCGAGAGCGGUGGCAGUGACUCCAAGACCAAGCUCCGUGAGCUUGAGUUGAAGGUUGAGGACCUUGAGCGCAAGACAAAGACUCUUGAGAAGGAUAACGAGAACUUGGAGACCAAGCUUGAGGAGGCUACCACCAAGCUCCGUGAAGCCAAGGCAGAGCUCGAGGAGACCCUCCGUGCUAUGGAUGACAUGUAAAAUUACCUUCCAACAUUCACAUAACAAAAAAAAAUCUGUCUCCCGUUUCUUGUUUUUUUUUUUUUUUUUU